AUGGUCGGUGCUCGAUCACGGACAUUAUGGGUGGUUCUGUUGAGUUGGGUGGUUGCGAUUUCCACCGCCCAGCAGUGGGACGGAUCGCUGACGAACGAAACGUUUGAUGUCCACGCGUAUCCGGGCGAGCAGUGUUUGCGCGAGUGCGAUGAAACGCAACCCCGAAUUUGCUACUUCUCGUGGACGAUGGAACACUACCACGUGAUGGGACCGGCUUGCCGGAACUGUGCCAAGGGUGAACCCGCCGAUUGCUUCCAUCCAGCUUGCAUCACUGCGGACGGUGUCGAACGUGGCGUUAUGAGUCUCAACCGCAAGAUCCCUGGUCCAGCGAUCAACGUGUGCCGUGGUGAUGUAGUCGUGAUCGACGUCAUGAACGCGAUGGCAGGAACGGCAGCUUCCAUCCACUGGCACGGGUUGCAUCAACGUGCUACACCUCACAUGGAUGGUGUCCCGUUUGUGACCCAAUGUCCGAUAUCCUUCGGGAAUACGUUCCGGUACUCGUUUCUUGCCACUGAACCGGGCACCCAGUUUUACCAUUCGCAUUCCGGGCAUCACAAAGUGAACGGACACUACGGUGCGUUGAUCGUGCGAGAACCGCGUAGGGCUGAUCCGAACCAACAUUUGUACCACUACGAUACACCCGCCCACGUGAUCGUCGCCUCGGACUGGAUGCACGUGGAUGGUGAGAUGUUCAUGCCGGGUUUGCCCUCGGGAGGUGGAAUUCUACCCAUCAACUUGCUCAUAAACGGCCGUGGGACAUAUCUAGAUCCGGAGACGAACGAGCGUACGAUUGCGCCAUUGUCCGUGUUCACGGUGCGUCGAGGAGCACGCUUCCGGUUCCGUUACAUCAAUGCCGCUAGUCACGUGUGUCCGAUGCAGCUACAGAUCGAAGGCCACACGCUCGAAAUCAUCGCUAGUGACUCGUUCCAUUUGCAGCCCCGUAAGGUCGAUACGAUCGUGUGUACGUCCGGUGAGCGAUACGAUUUCGUCCUCGAAGCCAACGGUGAUAAAGACUUCUACUGGGUGCGGUUGCGUGCCCUUGGGAACUGCAUUCGCCGGGAGCUGGAGCAAUUCGCUAUCCUCCGGUACACCAACGAACCAGCGGUUGAAGCCGCUUUCCCAAGCGAACAGCCUCCACCGUAUGAGCAGCAAUUCUCGAACGAAGUCACAGCCAACCACCCAAAUGCCACCUGUGGACGGCCCGAGUUUGGGGACUACUGUAUCACCGAUUUCCAGGCGUAUGACACGGACGAAAGCGUAAUCAAUGGUGUUCCAGAUCACCAGCUAACGCUUGGAUUUUACAACUACCCUGUCGGUUUCCGGAACAUGUUCGAGAGACUUCCGUACGAGCACUUUAUGAACAUCCACGCCAAUGUGAUGUUGCAGGGUGCGAUCAACAAUAUCAGUCUCGCGUAUCCGCCCUUCUCACUGCUCACUCAACCCGAGCUGAUCGAUGAACAGAUGUUCUGCGAGGCGGAUCGUCGUCCUGCACGGUGUUCUGAUCGACAGCUUUGCACGUGUACCCACCGCAUCAAGAUCGCACUCGGUGAUCUAGUGGAGCUAUACAUCCUCGAUCUAACACCUGCAGCAGAUGAUCUCAACCAUCCAUUCCACCUACACGGCUAUCAGAUGUUCGUGAUGGAGCUUGGACAGGAUCGACGCGUUCCGAUCACGCUCGAGAUCGCGCAGCAGAUCGCUCGGCAGCGGUUAACCGUACGGAACACGAUCCAAUUGCCACCGCGUAAGGACACGGUCUCGAUACCGAGCCGAGGUUUCGCACGAGUGCGCUUCCGUGCGGACAAUCCCGGUUUCUGGCUGAUGCACUGCCAUUUCGAGUGGCACACGGCCGUCGGGAUGGCGUUGAUCCUGCAAGUGGGUGAAACGGAUCAAAUGGUGCGCCCACCGGCUAACUUUCCGAAGUGCAAUAGCUACACGCCACCGGUUGAUGAGCAGCUGUUGGCGAAUCUUUGACUCUGGGACGACUCGAUCGCUUCUUCGUAAGCCAUAUUUAUUCUAGCCCGUACGGUGAUAAGCUGUAGAUAGUGUAGAAAGUGCUUCCGUCGCUCGCGCGUAGCUGUAACUGGUAUA
This is a messenger RNA of Anopheles nili, 2088 nucleotides long. RefSeq lists its product as uncharacterized. The record is from RefSeq and is a predicted model, not a curated record. The coding region runs from base 1 to 1971 and encodes 656 amino acids. NCBI's taxonomy places the organism in Eukaryota, Metazoa, Arthropoda, Insecta, Diptera, Culicidae. Gene Ontology annotation, biological process: iron ion transport. Gene Ontology annotation, cellular component: plasma membrane. Gene Ontology annotation, molecular function: oxidoreductase activity; copper ion binding. The transcript is spliced from 4 exons.